This is a messenger RNA of Diachasmimorpha longicaudata, 504 nucleotides long. RefSeq lists its product as uncharacterized. The coding region runs from base 1 to 504 and encodes 167 amino acids. The transcript has a single exon. Lineage: Eukaryota; Metazoa; Arthropoda; Insecta; Hymenoptera; Braconidae. The record is from RefSeq and is a predicted model, not a curated record.
AUGUCAUUUCUGCAUUUGCACUCGUCUGAGUGUGUGAAGUCGGAGUUGGACCUAUUUACCAUUCCACCUACUCAAACAAGUAUUGGAAAUUCGCAAUUUGUUUAUUACAAUCCUGAAUCUACGCUCUCGGACGAUGCCCCAAUUGAAUUCAUCGUACCAAGCCAUGGAAAAGAAUAUAUUGAUUUAGCACAGACCAUGAUCAACGUUCGCGCCACAAUCCUGGUACGCGAUGGCUCUGCUGCUCUAGACGACUCUGUGGGUCCUGUGAAUAAUUUUUUACAUUUAACGUUUAACCAAGUGGAUGUAUAUUUCAACCAAAAAGCUGUUACGCCUCCAAAUAAUAUGUACGCCUAUAGAGCAUACAUUAAAACAUUACUAAACUAUGGUGCAGAUCCAAAGUUCUCACAUCUUGCAAUGUUUCUUUGGGCUAUGGAUAGUUAUAGUGCCAUGGAUUCUACUGCUGUAAUGUCGGGCGCUGCGAGAAACAAUAAUUACCUACCCUGA